AUAGGCUAUUUUGAGUUUGGGCAAGGACACAGGGGCCCCAUGAUCCCCUAUUGCCCGGAGGCCCCAUGAGUUGUCAGUCUGCCCCUGGUUGUUACAUGUUUGUACUUGGAGUGGCACUCUUCAUCUUAAGAGGUGAGCUUCCACAGUGUACAGUAAUAAAGCAGAGUUGUGUGUUAGCUAAUGUCCCAUCGCUCUAUACACCGUGACUUUUACUUGUUUGGAUUAAGAGUGAUGGCCUGAGCCACACCAUACCACCUC
Molecule: messenger RNA, 258 nt
Organism: Staurois parvus
Lineage: Eukaryota; Metazoa; Chordata; Amphibia; Anura; Ranidae
Source: the annotation of a GenBank genome assembly